AUGGCGACGCAAGAAGCGGUUCAGGAAGAGCAAGAGAUGCAGCAGGGGCAGGGGGACGAGGCGGAGGCGGAGGGAGAGGCAGAAGCAUCACCAGCAGCACCAGCACCAGCACCAGCACCAGAAUUUUCCUUGCCGCAGCGGCAGCAGCAGCAGGAGAAGCCACCAGCCGUCUUGUCGUUUCAAGACGUGGCGAUAGCUGCAGUCAAAGGGAGCGGUUUGGUGUCCCACCACUUGCACUCCUUUAAUCGCUUCCUGCGCCGCCUCCCUCGCAUCGUGGCUGGCCACAGGCCAGUUCAGGUACACAUUCCUUUGAAGGUCAGUGACACAAUCACCCCUGCCAACCCGCGCAAUCACAAUCUCGAUACUGUCACAUCUCGGGUGGUGGGCGUGGGCGUGCGGAUCUUCCUCCAAGACUCCAAUUUCACUCGCCCACUUGUUCAUCCUUUUGGGAUAGUAAAUCUGGGUGAUACUGCUGCUGCUGCUGCACCAGUGACGAGCUCGCUAGCUGGUAACGGAGCAGAUUAUAACGAGGAUGUGGAUGCGCGGCGUGAGCAUCGGACGUACAGUGGGGAUCUGUGGGGAUCGGUGCGCAUUCAGGUGUUUGAAACGGUGGAGCGCGGUCGAAAGGUGCAUCUGGGGUCGGUCCCCGUGAUGCUGAAAUCCGAUGCGUGCCAUCUCAACGGCCUACCAGAAGAGGACACGUGGCACAAGGAGGAGUGCCCCAAGGACCGAGGGGGCUACUUCAUUGUGAAGGGGAUGGAGAAGGUAGUCAUUCCCCAGCUCGUGCGAGCACCCAACACCAUCCUAGUCGAGCCCGCACCUCCCCUUUCCGCUUCUGCUGCUGCCAGAGCUGCUUCCAUGGGCGGCUGGGCAGCAGAGGGGGAGGGAGUGUGGAGGGACGAGUGGACAGUAUCUGUUGUUUCUACUGAGGAUGAUAUGGGAGGGUUCAAGGCAGGGCCGCGGGCAAGAUAUAUGUAUGUCUUAUCUGUUGUUUCUACUGAGGAUGAUAUGGGAGGGCUCAAGGCAGGGCCGCGGGCAAGAUAUAUGAUGAUGAGGAUGACCUGUUCAGCUCUUGUUCCACCUCAUGCCAGCUCAGCGCCUGCAGCUGCCACAUCAGCAACCAGCGCAAGCACUCCCCGUAUCCUUCAAAUCCAUCUGUCGUGUUUCAGCUGCCCGGUCAAUCUCUUCCUCUUCCUCCGCGCUCUAGGAGUUAGCACCCAGCAGGCUGCUCUUGCUUCUCUCGAGUCUCUAACUCACAGCAACAGGCUCUCAGCGUGGGACCUCCUGGCCAAUGACAUGCUGCCACAUGUUGGCUCGGGGCCUGCCUCUCUCCCCGCCAAGGCGCAGUUCGUUGCAUACAUGGCUCGCCGCCUCUGCUCCACCUGCCUCGGAUACACCCCUCCGGUGAGUCUUGAAGUUGCCUGCACAGUUACACAGUUUCCACCGCUCUCCCGGCCAAGGCGCAGUUUGUUGCUCACAUGGCUCGAAGGCUCUACUCCACCUGCCUCGGAUACACCCCUCCGGCUGCAGUGUCGCGCGUUUGUGAAUAAAGACUGUGUUUCGCUGCGAUUGGAGCCGGCACUAGCAACCGGAAACUGGCAUCCGCCCCGGUCCUACACCCGAGCCAAAGGCGGCAGGUUCGGCGGCGGCAGCCAGGUUAGGUUCGGCAGCGGGUGGUACGGGACGAGCAGCAGCAGUCUGCAUGCGAGCGAGCCGCUGAACCGGCUGUCUGCUGCCAUGGCAUUGUCGCAGCUCAGAAGGAUGGAGGUGCCUUCUAAUCGAUCCAACACCUCUUCUGCUGCCAGGAAAAUCCAUGCGACUUUUUUUGGCCGCAUAUGCCCGCUGGAAACCCCCAAGUCCGAGGCAAUAGGGUUCUCCCUCAACCUAGCCCUUGCUACCUGCGUCUCUGGGGAGGGGGGAGAGGAGGCUGAAGAGGAUAAGGAGGAAGACGGGAAAGACAAGGAAGGAGGUGGUGCGAAAGCGGUUGAGAGUGGUGGUGGUGAUGAUGACAUAUGGAAUUUGGAGGAUAUUGGUGAUGGUGCUGAUAAUCCUUGGGCUUUGGACAAGGAUGGUGGUGGUGGGAUGCAGGAGAACGAUGGGACGGGUGUGAAGGGUGAUGUGGCGUUUGGUGAUUGGUGGCUGGUGAAGGAGCUGCAGACACGUGGGAUGGUCCUCCUGGAGGGCGAGGGGGUGAGAAGAGGAGGAGGGGGAGGGGAGGUGUGGGUGAAUGGGCGGCCAGUUGGGUGGCAUGCUGACCUGGCAGAGCUGACUAGGCUGCUGAGGACGAAGAGACAGAAGGGCGCCAAGAGAUACAGAGAGAUCGGCAUGGCCUAUCACCCCGCCCUGCACGCCCUCCACCUCGCCUCCUCCCCUGGUCGCAUCCUCCCUGUGCUGUGCCAUGGUGCCUCGUGCAUUGACUCUUGUAUUUUCCACACCACCUUCCCCCCUCCCCAACCCCAUCUUCCCCCUGUCAGCUCGGCAUGGCCUAUCACCCCGCCCUGCACGCCCUCCACCUCGCCUCCUCCCCUGGUCGCAUCCUCCCUGUGCUGUGCCAUGGUGCCUCGUGCAUUGACUCUUGUAUUUUCCACACCACCUUCCCCCCUCCCCAACCCCAUCUUCCCCCUGUCAGCUCGGCAUGGCCUAUCACCCAGCCCUGCACUCCCUCCACCUCGCCUCCUCCCCUGGUCGCAUCCUCCCUGUGCUCUCGGCAUGGCCUAUCACCCAGCCCUGCACUCCCUCCACCUCGCCUCCUCCCCUGGUCGCAUCCUCCCUGUGCUGUGCCAUGGUGCCUCGUGCAUUGACUCUUCCCUGCACUCCCUCCACCUCGCCUCCUCCCCUGGUCGCAUCCUCCCUGUGCUGUGCCAUGGUGCCUCGUGCAUUGACUCUUCCCUGCACUCCCUCCACCUCGCCUCCUCCCCUGGUCGCAUCCUCCCUGUGCUGUGCCAUGGUGCCUCGUGCAUUGACUCUUGUGGUGCGGCACGGAAUGUUCGGCAGCAGUCUCCAGACUCCACCCUGUCUCUGUCGUCAUUUCUUGACCCGCCGGGUGUUAACGCAUCUGCUCGUUACUCGCACAUGGAGAUUCAUCCUGAGCUCGUGUUUGGAGUGAUUGCGUCGGCCCUGCCCUUCGUGAAUCACAACGGCGUGUCUCGCAGCACUGGGGCUGCUCACAUGUUCAAACAGGUAUGCUUGAGGUGUGUUCUAAGACAUCUGCUCACCUUCUCUCAUCUGCUCAUUCAUCCGGAGCUCAUGUUUGGCGCCAUUGCAUCGGCUUUCCCUUUUGUGAAUCACAAAGGCGUUUCCCGCUCCGCAGCAAAGGCCAUGGGCAUGCCAUCAUACAACCUCCCCCAUCCUUUCCAACAGGCCAUGGGCAUGCCAUCAUACAACCUCCCCCAUCCUUUCCAACAGGCCAUGGGCAUGCCAUCAUACAACCUCCCCCAUCCUUUCCAACAGGCCAUGGGCAUGCCAUCAUACAACCUCCCCCAUCCUUUCCAACAGGCCAUGGGCAUGCCAUCAUACAACCUCCCCCAUCCUUUCCAACAGGCCAUGGGCAUGCCAUCAUACAACCUCCCCCAUCCUUUCCAACAGGCCAUGGGCAUGCCAUCAUACAACCUCCCCCAUCCUUUCCAACAGGCCAUGGGCAUGCCAUCAUACAACCUCCCCCAUCCUUUCCAACAGGCCAUGGGCAUGCCAUCAUACAACCUCCCCCAUCCUUUCCAACAGGCCAUGGGCAUGCCAUCAUACAACCUCCCCCAUCCUUUCCAACAGGCCAUGGGCAUGCCAUCAUACAACCUCCCCCAUCCUUUCCAACAGGCCAUGGGCAUGCCAUCAUACAACCUCCCCCAUCCUUUCCAACAGGCCAUGGGCAUGCCAUCAUACAACCUCCCCCAUCCUUUCCAACAGGCCAUGGGCAUGCCAUCAUACAACCUCCCCCAUCCUUUCCAACAGGCCAUGGGCAUGCCAUCAUACAACCUCCCCCAUCCUUUCCAACAGGCCAUGGGCAUGCCAUCAUACAACCUCCCCCAUCCUUUCCAACAGGCCAUGGGCAUGCCAUCAUACAACCUCCCCCAUCCUUUCCAACAGGCCAUGGGCAUGCCAUCAUACAACCUCCCCCAUCCUUUCCAACAGGCCAUGGGCAUGCCAUCAUACAACCUCCCCCAUCCUUUCCAACAGGCCAUGGGCAUGCCAUCAUACAACCUCCCCCAUCCUUUCCAACAGGCCAUGGGCAUGCCAUCAUACAACCUCCCCCAUCCUUUCCAACAGGCCAUGGGCAUGCCAUCAUACAACCUCCCCCAUCCUUUCCAACAGGCCAUGGGCAUGCCAUCAUACAACCUCCCCCAUCCUUUCCAACAGGCCAUGGGCAUGCCAUCAUACAACCUCCCCCAUCCUUUCCAACAGGCCAUGGGCAUGCCAUCAUACAACCUCCCCCAUCCUUUCCAACAGGCCAUGGGCAUGCCAUCAUACAACCUCCCCCAUCCUUUCCAACAGGCCAUGGGCAUGCCAUCAUACAACCUCCCCCAUCCUUUCCAACAGGCCAUGGGCAUGCCAUCAUACAACCUCCCCCAUCCUUUCCAACAGGCCAUGGGCAUGCCAUCAUACAACCUCCCCCAUCCUUUCCAACAGGCCAUGGGCAUGCCAUCAUACAACCUCCCCCAUCCUUUCCAACAGGCCAUGGGCAUGCCAUCAUACAACCUCCCCCAUCCUUUCCAACAGGCCAUGGGCAUGCCAUCAUACAACCUCCCCCAUCCUUUCCAACAGGCCAUGGGCAUGCCAUCAUACAACCUCCCCCAUCCUUUCCAACAGGCCAUGGGCAUGCCAUCAUACAACCUCCCCCAUCCUUUCCAACAGGCCAUGGGCAUGCCAUCAUACAACCUCCCCCAUCCUUUCCAACAGGCCAUGGGCAUGCCAUCAUACAACCUCCCCCAUCCUUUCCAACAGGCCAUGGGCAUGCCAUCAUACAACCUCCCCCAUCCUUUCCAACAGGCCAUGGGCAUGCCAUCAUACAACCUCCCCCAUCCUUUCCAACAGGCCAUGGGCAUGCCAUCAUACAACCUCCCCCAUCCUUUCCAACAGGCCAUGGGCAUGCCAUCAUACAACCUCCCCCAUCCUUUCCAACAGGCCAUGGGCAUGCCAUCAUACAACCUCCCCCAUCCUUUCCAACAGGCCAUGGGCAUGCCAUCAUACAACCUCCCCCAUCCUUUCCAACAGGCCAUGGGCAUGCCAUCAUACAACCUCCCCCAUCCUUUCCAACAGGCCAUGGGCAUGCCAUCAUACAACCUCCCCCAUCCUUUCCAACAGGCCAUGGGCAUGCCAUCAUACAACCUCCCCCAUCCUUUCCAACAGGCCAUGGGCAUGCCAUCAUACAACCUCCCCCAUCCUUUCCAACAGGCCAUGGGCAUGCCAUCAUACAACCUCCCCCAUCCUUUCCAACAGGCCAUGGGCAUGCCAUCAUACAACCUCCCCCAUCCUUUCCAACAGGCCAUGGGCAUGCCAUCAUACAACCUCCCCCAUCCUUUCCAACAGGCCAUGGGCAUGCCAUCAUACAACCUCCCCCAUCCUUUCCAACAGGCCAUGGGCAUGCCAUCAUACAACCUCCCCCAUCCUUUCCAACAGGCCAUGGGCAUGCCAUCAUACAACCUCCCCCAUCGCGCCAAUCGCACGCUCUUCGCCUUGCACUAUCUGCAGGCCCUAGCCGCCCCUGCCCAUACCACUUUUCCUCUUUGCUCUUUCCCACCUUUCCCCCGCCCUAGCCGCCCCUGCCCAUACCACUUUUCCUCUUUGCUCUUUCCCACCUUUCCCCCGUCUCCCCAACAGGCCAUGGGCAUGCCACCAUACAACCUCCCACAUCGCUCCAACCGCACCCUUUUCUCUCUGCACUACCUCCAGCGGCCCCUCCUGAUUCCUCCUUUGUUUCCUAUCUCCCCUUUUCCCCUUCUCCUCAACCCUCCUCUUCCACAGGCCAUGGGUGUGCCACCCUACAACCUCCCCCAUCGCUCCGACCGCACGCUCUUCUCCUUGCACUACCCCCAGCGCCCUCUCAUGGCUUCCAAAAUCGCAGAGCUAGCCACGGGCCUGGCAGACUUCCCCAAUGGGCAGAAUGCAAUCGUCGCCAUCAUGAGUGCUGGAUACAAUCAGGAGGAUGCGUUGAUCAUCAACCAGGCGUCAGUCGACAGAGGGCUGUUCGGCAGCACCACCUUCAGAAGCUUCGUGGAAGAGGAGGGCAAGGCUGCUCGGGACAAGGCGGAAGUGACCUGGAGGUUUGGCAAACCGAGCCAGGAUGGAGGACCCGGAGCAGCUUGGGCCGGGGCUGCCGAGCCUGCUGGUUUGGGAGUUGGUGCGGGGGAGAUGGAGGUGGAAGAGGGGGGUGCAAAUGGAUGGGGAGGGAAGGGAGUGGAAGGGGGAGGUGGUGGGGGUUGGGGGAGAGGGAAUGGGGAAGGAGGGGGCGGAGGGGGUUGGGGAGGAGAUGGAGACGGGGGGGGCGGGGCUUGGGGAGGGGGAGGGGGAGAGGCUGGAGGAGCUUGGGGAGGGGGAGGGGGAGAGGCGGAAGGAGCUUGGGGAGGGGGAGGGGGAGAGGCGGGAGGAGGUUGGGGAGGGGGAGGGGAGGGGGAGAUGGGGGCACCGGAUGGGGAGGGGAUGGGGGGACAGGUGAGGCGGGCACGGGGGGAGGAGCGGGAGGAUGGGGAGGAGGAGGUGGGGGAGGGGAAGGAGGAGGUGGAGGAGGAUGGGGAGGAGAGGGAGGAGGGGGAGGAGCGGGAGAAGGGGGAUUAG
This is a messenger RNA of Closterium sp. Yama58-4, 6765 nucleotides long. The record is from the annotation of a GenBank genome assembly. Lineage: Eukaryota; Viridiplantae; Streptophyta; Zygnematophyceae; Desmidiales; Closteriaceae.